ACAGAAAAUUGCCAAAUGUCAAAAACCAGGUAGAAAAAGAGAGUCAAAUAAACCCUACGCUUUCCAUAUUUUCUUUUUUAAUUGGCUUUGCAACUUCAACAACCCUCGCGUCGGCUUCCCCUCCCCCCGAUUUAAAACUUGUCUCGUUUAUGUUUCUUUCACGCAAAGAGGCCAAAACGAAAGAUAAAAAAGAAGAGAUUUUCUCAUUUUCUGUUUAAAAAAAAAAUCCCUUCGAUUAUUUUCGGUCUGAGGUUUAGGUGGAAAUCGACGUGUAGUAAUUUCAUAACAGUUCUAUUGCUCUUCUCCGGACCAUCCUCGGUUUCAUCGUCACAGCCUUAAGACAGGAAUUUUGAGGAAAAUGGCUACGGUUGUGUCUCAUCAAUUGAUCGGCUCUAUUGCUUCUCAUUCACCUUCCAAUUCCAAACAUUCUCUCUUUCCAACGGACUCUUUCAAUGUCCCUAUCAAAUUCAGACAGAACCGUUUCAAACUGGAAGCAACCGCAUCUCAAACUCCUGUCCUCGACCCUCUCUUGUCUCCUUCAAAAACCACCACCCUUUCCAAGAAAAAAUCAAAUGAAGCAUCACUGAUACUGAUUAGGCAUGGAGAGUCGUUAUGGAACGAGAAGAACCUCUUCACAGGCUGCGUCGAUGUUCCUUUAACCGAGAAAGGUGUGGCCGAAGCUAUCCAAGCGGGGAAGAGGAUCAGCACCAUACCCGUUGAUCUGAUCUUCACUUCCUCUCUGAUCCGCGCUCAGAUGACCGCUAUGCUCGCCAUGACUCAGCACCGCUGCAAGAAGGUUCCUAUCAUCUUGCACGACGAGAGCGAGAAGGCUCAGACUUGGAGUCAUGUUUUCAGCGAAGAGACUAGGAAGCAAUCCAUCCCUGUUGUAGCUGCUUGGCAACUGAAUGAGAGAAUGUAUGGAGAGCUGCAGGGUUUAAACAAGGAAGAAACAGCUGAGAGAUACGGAACACAGCAAGUUCAUGAGUGGCGUAGGAGUUACCACAUCCCUCCUCCUAAAGGAGAGAGCUUGGAGAUGUGUGCUGAGAGAGCUGUGGCUUAUUUUGAAGACAAUAUUCAACCAGAGCUUGCAUUAGGGAACAAUGUGUUGAUUGCUGCUCAUGGGAACUCGUUGCGGUCUAUCAUUAUGUAUCUUGAUAAAUUAACUUCUCAGGAGGUUACGAGUUUAGAGCUGUCUACUGGUUUACCGUUGCUCUACAUCUUCAAAGACAGGAAGUUCAUGAGACGUGGAAGCCCUGUUGGUCCUACAGAAGCUGGUGUCUAUGCUUAUACUAAGAGAUUGGCUCAAUACAGACAGAAGCUUGAUGAGACCCUUAACUAAAAUAUGUCCCCUUUUGUUUUUUUGUUGUUUUUUCACUUUAGCAAGAACAGUUUUUAAGAUAUGUAUUAGAUCACACAAAUCACUCAUUAUUUUCAAUCCACCCAAAAGCCAAUCCAGAAGGAAGUUUUCUUA
Molecule: messenger RNA, 1471 nt
Organism: Raphanus sativus (radish)
Lineage: Eukaryota; Viridiplantae; Streptophyta; Magnoliopsida; Brassicales; Brassicaceae
Product: 2,3-bisphosphoglycerate-dependent phosphoglycerate mutase 2
Exons: 7
Coding region: 359-1339 (326 amino acids)
Biological process (GO): glycolytic process
Molecular function (GO): intramolecular phosphotransferase activity
Source: RefSeq, a predicted model, not a curated record